AAAGUUAACGUGAGAUUUAUCUAAAAUAAAUACUGUACUUUCUUCGGAAAUUGAUUAGUCAAAACAGUGAAAAAUGGAUCCAAACCUGCAUCACACGCCAUUGCAUUGGGGCUACACAUCCACCCCCACGCAGAAUCAUUGGACGCCACCCCAAACUCGCUCAAUGAAACGUGCUCUAUCGGAGAGUGAUUGCGAGGAGCUUUAUUCGGAAGAAUCAUCCAAGGAACACGUAUCACCCGGUGAAUCAGAUAGUUGUCAACUACUAAGUCGCAAGAAAAGACGCGGAGUAAUCGAGAAAAAGCGUCGAGAUCGGAUCAAUUCAUCCCUCUCAGAAUUGAAACGUUUAGUUCCGUCUGCCUACGAGAAACAAGGUUCAGCUAAGCUAGAAAAAGCGGAAAUUCUACAGUUAACAGUGGAACACUUAAAAAACCUCCACGCUAAAGGACUCGAUUCAAUGGCAUACGAUCCACAACGUUUCGCAAUGGAUUACCACAUAAUUGGUUUCCGCGAAUGUGCUUCAGAGGUGGCUCGCUAUCUCGUUACAAUUGAGGGAAUGGACAUCCAGGACCCCUUACGGCUUCGCCUCAUGUCCCACCUACAGUACUUUGUACAGCAACGUGAAUUAUCAGCAAAGGCAUGUUCGAGUCCAAAUUGGUCAUCGACUUCAUACCAACCAAAUUGCCCGCCACCCACAUAUCAAGCAUAUCCAAGCCAAACGCCAACUAGUUCCAAUACAUACAUUCCAAACCUGCCACCGCCAAUACAGCCUAUUCAACCGACAUAUCAUCCCUCGCUUGGUGGCUCAGCGGCAUCGAUGCACCCUCACGGUAUCGCCCAUAGUUCAAGGACUUCAGCCUCGACCUCAGCUACUGAAACUUCGAGUUUAAUGUCCGGCCAGCUCCAACCGCAUCUGCAGCAACAGCAUCCGCAGCAACAAGUCGCCGGAAGCGCGACACAACAACUAUCGCCCGGUCAUGAUCCGCGUCACCAGCAGCAACGUCCACAACAAUCGCAACAGCAACCAGCACCCACCCAGCAUUAUCCUUCGGAGCAUGACCACCCACACCAUGACCACCAGUCGACAAGGACCUACAUCGAUUUGACCGCGAGUGACCAUCCCAGCCAGCAGCAGCAGCAAUCGGCUAUCGCCGCUGGUUACGGAGCCAGUUCGCAGUACCACACUCCCUCCGUUUCGCAAGGAUACAAUCCAUCGGAUAAUGUCAAUUAUAACACUAAUGGAGCAAAGCCGUAUAGACCUUGGGGUGCUGAGAUGGCGUACUAAUGCUGCAUGCUUCAGUAUUGAAUGUAGUCAACUAUGGCCGAGUGGUUUGGAAUGGUUAAUGGACGUAGCUCGUUACUCUGUAUGCUGAGGAAAUAAUCAGCGAUAAUUGUAUGAUACAAAUUCCAUUCUGUCGCUAAUGUAAUCAUUUUUGAGUAUCCAAUAACAAUCAUCCCCAUUGACUUUUAGGUUGAUUGCUUAAUUAGCCUGUCGUCGAACUUAACUAGCAUGAAAUAAUUUGAAACUUCAUUCAAUCUGGAUAUGGGAAGCCUGGAGCCACAAUUAAACAAAAUUAAAUGACCAAUCACAUGGAAUUGAUUAAUUUGAAGUUGAAAUGGUACAGGAAACCUGCCAUUCCCUGAUUAUAAUAAAGUUAAUUACCAACCCUUUCAAUGGAAAGAAUUCCACAAUAUCUUAAAUUAGCAACAGAAAUACAAUACGAUUGAAAGGAUACCUAAAUACCAAAAAACCUAAAGAAAAAAUCUAGUCCCACGAAGCAAAGAUGUCAACUAUUUAUUUUAAAAUAUUAGCAAACCCAAAUCCACUAGUCUUAUGUAUAUCAUUUAUUUAUAUUUUCCAAAUUAUCAAUUUUUUUUUGCUCCUUUGUUGUAAAUAGAGGAUACACUCAAGGCAAACCUUAGAUGUAUGCAUGUAAAAAAUGAACGUGAUAACUACAAUUUAUUUAUAUAAUUUAUAAUUUCUCUGUAAGAUGCAAAUGAGAAAAAUAGAUGUAUCUACAUUAUUUAUAGUAAUUUAUUAAAGAUUAACUGCACAAUAUAAAGAUCUGCGAAAGCAGGAGUAAGGACGUGUUUCAGGGAACGAAACUAUAUAAUUUAUAGAGAAUAUUUAUUGCACAAUGAAUUGAAAUAAUAAUUCAACGAAAAAGCUAAAAAGAUACGUAUUUUGAUAAAAAUAAGUGAAAGAGAGAACCAUGUAUAUUUU
This is a messenger RNA of Hermetia illucens (black soldier fly), 2221 nucleotides long. RefSeq names its product hairy/enhancer-of-split related with YRPW motif protein (gene Hey). The transcript has 3 exons. Gene Ontology annotation, cellular component: nucleus. NCBI's taxonomy places the organism in Eukaryota, Metazoa, Arthropoda, Insecta, Diptera, Stratiomyidae. Gene Ontology annotation, biological process: anterior/posterior pattern specification; regulation of neurogenesis; regulation of transcription by RNA polymerase II. The record is from RefSeq and is a predicted model, not a curated record. Gene Ontology annotation, molecular function: protein dimerization activity; DNA-binding transcription factor activity, RNA polymerase II-specific; RNA polymerase II cis-regulatory region sequence-specific DNA binding. Bases 74 to 1282 code for a protein of 402 amino acids.